UUGGCUAAUAAGGACAUUUCGCAACAUAUGUAUUUGGAAAGCAUUGUUUUAAAGAUGAAAAUACAUUCGUUUGUUUCUUAUUAUUACUUCAUGUUUACAAUGAUUAAUGGACAGGACUCAAGCAGGAGGCGUAAAAUCGGUGCUAUAUUUGACCACAAAUCACGACACUUAGCAAAGACGUUCGAGUUGGAAGUAGGUCGUCUAUCAACCAUGGAUAAAGAUAUAACACUUGAACAGAUCCAUGAGAUUGUAGAUUGCCAAGAUAGUUAUUACGUUACUAAUGCAAUUUGUGAUUUGUUAGAACAGAAUGUAUACGGGAUCCUUGGAGCAUUUCAUUCCUGUGCUUUAUCAACCAUACAGUCUUAUACUGACACUUUCAAAGUUCCCUUUAUAUCGUUGAGUAUGCCACAACAGUCGCUGUCUUCAGAUCCAUACCAGCUUUACAUUAGACCAUCAUAUAUUACGGGGCUUCUUGAUAUUGUUCAGCUUAAAGAAUGGAAUAAAAUAUUCUAUAUAUAUGAAACAGAUGACGGAUUGGUACGGUUACAACAACUAUUUCAAGACAUCAAUAAAAGAGAAAUGAGUAUUGACAUUGUUGUUAAAAAAGUUGUAUCUGUUUUUCAUUGUCACCAACAGCUGAGGAGUAUAUACAAUACAGACAUUAAAGAUGAUUUACGAGUAUUCUUAGAUCUGACCACCGAAAAAUCAGAGGAACUGAUUUCAUUAGUAAAAAAAGAUCCGGAUGUUGUCAAUACCAGAUUUCAUUUUUUAAUUAUAGACUUGGGGAUGACUGAUAUGAAUGAAACAGUACUUUCUGCAGGACUGAACGUGUCAGGUUUCAGCUUACCAGAAACCAAAGGAUGGGAAUCACAGCCAACCAGAACGAAAACAUUUGGUGAUGAUCUUGUUAAAGAUGCAGUAAUGGUCUUCCAUAGAGCUUUGAAGAAAAUAGAACAAGUAACUCCUAUCCAUAGAGUUGACGAAAUGAUGAAAUGUAGAGAUAAUGAACGUAGAAUAACAUUCAGUCCAGGAAAAAAAGUUCUUAAUCAGAUAAGAAAGGUAGAAUAUAAUGGAAAAAGUGGUAAAAUAAAAUUUAAAAAUAAUGGAUGGCGGAAAGAUUUUGUAUUGCCACUGUAUGAAACAAGAAUGGAUAUGGGAAUAGCUAAAGUUGGAAGUUAUAAUCCACCAAACCGGCUUAACUUACAUAAACCAGAUCUGGUUUCUAAACAACAAUACCAGAAUUAUACAAAUGACAACAUAAUUUGGCGGAUAACCACAGUCAAGGAAGAACCAUAUGUAAUGCAUAAUGAAAUUGGACAACAAACUAACGCCAUGUGUGGUAGGGAAAAUUUUACAGGAUAUAUAAUAGACCUGAUAGAUGCGGUUGCGGCACAUAUGCAAAUCAAAUAUAAAUUAUGCAUUGCUAAAGAUGAACAAUAUGGAAAGGAACUUGAAAAUGGUACAUGGAAUGGAGUAAUUGGAGAAUUAGUGAGAGGGGAAGCUGAUAUAGCAUUUGGGGCGAUGACAAUAUCAUCAGAGCGGGAACGAGUCGUCGAUUUUACGAAACCUUUUAUGAGUUUAGGCAUCAGUAUAAUGAUAAAGAAACCAGCGAACAAGAAAGCACACACCUUCUCAUUCAUGGACCCUUUGUCCUAUGAAAUUUGGAUGUGUAUUUUGUUUGCCUACGUUGGAGUUAGUGUAGUGCUAUUCCUUGUCAGUAGAUUUAGUCCAACAGAGUGGCAUAUAGAAGACAACAGCACAAUAAAAAAUGCCUUCACAAUAUCUAAUAGUUUAUGGUAUUCCCUAGGUGCUUUCAUGCAACAGGGGUGUGAUAUAAGUCCUAAAUCGGUUUCUGGUCGAAUUGUUGGUAGUGUAUGGUGGUUUUUCACUUUGAUCAUUAUAUCAUCUUAUACUGCAAAUUUAGCGGCUUUUCUCACAGUUGAGCGAAUGAAUACACCUAUUGAUUCUGCAGAGGAUUUAGCAAAACAAACACGAAUUCAGUAUGGAGUGUAUGAAGGCGGAACCACCUAUAAUUUCUUUAAGAAAUCAAAGGUAGCAAUUUAUGAACGAAUGUGGGCUUACAUGUCCUCUGCCCAAGAUGUGUUUGCAAAGACAACACGAGAAGGAGUGAAGAGGGUUCGCGAUGAAAAUGGGAAAUAUGCAUAUUUAAUAGAAUCAUCAACAAAUGAAUAUAUUAAUACCAGAAAACCAUGUGAUACAAUGAAGGUCGGAAGCAAUCUAGAUUCAAAGGGAUACGGCAUUGCAACCCCAAUUGGAUCCAAUUUAAGAGACAGACUUACCCUUGCCGUUCUGAACUUGAGGGAAAGAGGACGUUUACAGUCAUUGAAGAAAAAGUGGUGGGACGAGCGAUCAGAAUGCGGAGAUGAUGCCACUGUCUUGGAUGGUAGCAAUGCUGAGUUAAAAUUGAAUAAUGUUGCUGGAAUUUUCUACAUUUUAAUUGGUGGAUUAUGUUUGUCAGUAAUCAUUGCUGGAUUCGAAUUCCUUUACAGGUCAAUAGCUGAAUCAAGAAAAUCUCAGAAAACUUUUGGUACAAUCGUUAGACAAAAAGCUCGCCUUUCUUUCAGAGGCUCUAUAGAUUCAACCAACCCUGAAGCUUCGACUCCUUUAAAAAGUUCAGGAUCAUUCGGAACUUAUAAAUAUAAUGGACCAACUCAAUUACCUGGUUUUGACCCUUAUGUCGACACCAAUACCCAUACAGAAGUAUAACGUCAAAUAAACGACAAUUGUGGAGUUAGAGGCACUGGUGUUACUUUUGAUACUUUUUUCAUACGUGCAGUUUAAAGACAUUCUUUACAUAUGUGCAGUUUAAAGACAUUCUUUACAUAUGUACAGUUUAAAGACAUUCUAAACAUCGACGUUUUCACAUGGUUUUGUAUUUUGCUAAUUGUUUCUAAUGUAUAAAUGGAUCAAAUAUGUAUAUUCGACGUAUCAUAUAAAGUGGUGAUUUUUCUAGUCAUUUGUAUAUACUCCCAAUGUGUGUGUGUUUAAGUGCAAAGCAAUUAUGUAUUGUUCAAAUUUCAAAACCUAUUAACAAUCUAACUACACAUGAAAUGAAUUUUGUUUUCAUACUAGAAAGACAGUUCUGUUGAUGAACUUUUCGUUACUUUUAUAACAAUUAUGAUUUAGUUUAAUAUAAGUAUAUAUGUGAGUGCGAAUGUAUACUAAAAGCACGGGCAUUUUAAGCAGGAAAAAUGCAACAUUUAAGAUCCUUAAGUUUUAUAUCUUGGUUUUUUUCAUUAAUCAGACUAAUUAUUUAAUACUUAUAACUUCAUUUUUUCCAAGGACUUUGCGAACACGAUGUAUAUCAAUAUUUGUCUUUUAUGUACCUGUGCUCUUUUUUGUAGAAGCUCGUGUCAGCAUGAAUGUUACAUUUCAUUUUGAAAUGAAGGUUUCUUUAAGAAUAACGGUAGAUUGAUGUUAGCCAAUCAAAAAUACAUAUAUGUUAUUAUAUUGUGUUGUGCUUGGUUUUGUUCCAAAGCAUACUUGAAUGAAUCAAAUAUUCUUCUUAUUACAAAACAAAACAAAAAUAUUCCGUCGUAUACGAUUUCAAAAACUUUUUUUUUUAUUUUACAUUGAGUGUUUUUUUUAUCUAGAGUUGUAUUGUAGUUAUGUGUAUAUUGUUGUCAUUAUCAUUGUCAUAUUUUAUAAUUCUCAUGUAUUUCUCGUAUAAAUUCUUACAACUCAGGACUGGUACAGUAUGAAUA
Messenger RNA from Mytilus trossulus (common blue mussel), 3725 nucleotides. RefSeq names its product glutamate receptor-like. NCBI's taxonomy places the organism in Eukaryota, Metazoa, Mollusca, Bivalvia, Mytilida, Mytilidae. Bases 28 to 2727 code for a protein of 899 amino acids. Gene Ontology annotation, cellular component: postsynaptic density membrane; plasma membrane. Gene Ontology annotation, biological process: modulation of chemical synaptic transmission; synaptic transmission, glutamatergic; monoatomic ion transport. The transcript is spliced from 17 exons. Gene Ontology annotation, molecular function: glutamate receptor activity; transmitter-gated monoatomic ion channel activity involved in regulation of postsynaptic membrane potential. The record is from RefSeq and is a predicted model, not a curated record.